Fusarium sp. VM40 is the source of this 480-nucleotide messenger RNA. The record is from the annotation of a GenBank genome assembly. Lineage: Eukaryota; Fungi; Ascomycota; Sordariomycetes; Hypocreales; Nectriaceae.
AUGGAGGUUUCACAUCUUCCUCCGCAAGAAGACGGUGAGAACCACAUCGGCCAGGACCAAGUCAAAUCUCCUGCUUCUCAGGAAGCCAACAUGAAUAACAUGCAGAAACACCCUCAUGCGAAUAGCAGAACGCCUGAACCUCAGGUAGAUCGACAAGCCAGUAACUCUGAUACGCCGGAUACUCCCGGUGCUCUUGAGCCGUUCGAUUGGGAUGAGUACGAAGCGCGUUAUGAGGCUGCUUUGCGCGACGCCGAUGAACAGGAGCGCGAGAUUCUGAAGGAGGCGGAUGCACUCUCCAAGUACUUCAAAGUUUGGGCAUCGGCGGCAUCGGCGCAUGAUGAUGAACGGGCAGCGAAGCGCUUGCAGACACGAAGACGAUUUGUGAAUCUUUCUGAGGAGAGAAUGGAGCGAAAGCAAGAGCAUUACGAUCAAGUUGUGAAAGCCUUUGAGAAUGCUCUGGCUCUUCUUAGAUCCCAGUGA